AUGGCUUCUACUGCGCAGGCCACAAAUGUGAUCUCAUCAGUCACAGACCUGAAGGACUUCAUUGACUCGAUUCCCUUGGGUGCUACGCUUUAUCUCGACCUUGAGGGCAAAAAUCUCAGCCGCAACGGGACUAUUACCAUCAUAACCAUUCUCGUACACCCUACCAAAGUCACGAAGCUUAUCGAUGUUCAGACUCUUGGUAGCGCCGCUUUCACCACGGCUUCCACACAUGGAAAGACUCUCAGAACUGUACUCGAAGACCCUCUCAUAUCCAAGUGUCUUUGGGAUGUUCGAAACGAUGCCGACGCCCUUUGGGCCCACUAUAAGGUCCGCCUUGCGGGUGUAACAGACAUACAGCUCCUAGAGAAUGCCUCAAGAGUUGGCGGCAAAACCUACAUCCGAGGGCUUAACACCUGCGUCGAGAAGGAUCUAAGGCUGGGAUUCAUGGAACUUCACGGAUGGGCCAGAACUAAGCGGGCGGUUACAACUCGCAUGGCCGACGACGUCUUCUCCCGCCGCCCGUUGGACGCAGAGACGGAAAAAUACUGCAUCAACGAUGUUUUACACCUGCCUGCGCUACAGGAUACUUACACAAAGCGGCUCGACAGUCGAUGGAUGAAAAAGGUUAUGGACGAGAGUGCGCGUCGCGUGGUCGAAGCCUGUUCCCCAGGAUACGAGCCCCAAUCUGAGAACAAGAAGCUAGGGCCGUGGGGAUCAGGAUGGGGCGUCUAG
This is a messenger RNA of Fusarium proliferatum ET1, 732 nucleotides long. RefSeq lists its product as uncharacterized. NCBI's taxonomy places the organism in Eukaryota, Fungi, Ascomycota, Sordariomycetes, Hypocreales, Nectriaceae. Gene Ontology annotation, biological process: nucleobase-containing compound metabolic process. The transcript has a single exon. Gene Ontology annotation, molecular function: nucleic acid binding; 3'-5' exonuclease activity. The coding region runs from base 1 to 732 and encodes 243 amino acids. The record is from RefSeq and is a predicted model, not a curated record.